GGCAGAUAUAUUAGGGAGGUACUUAGCUAAUUGAUUUUGCUCCGAGUUCCAAGUUCCAAGUUCCAAGUUUCAAAGUACAGACUCUCAAUCUUCCCAAUCUUCAGUUAGAAUCAACCAAGUAUGAAAGUGGUUCGAAUGAAUGCUUAAUCCCGCCCCACUCCGUCUCCUUACUACUUCAACAAGGCGCACAAUGGCCUCAACGCCAAAAGAUAUCACCAUAAUUGGUGGAGGAAUUAUCGGCUGCUGCACUGCGUAUUUCCUCACUCGCCACCCUUCCUACUCCCCGGACACGCAUCGCAUAACUCUCCUCGAGGCUUCGUCGAGUAGUGCUGGAGGUCGCACCCCAGAAAGCAUCCAGGACCCAGCAACGCUAGCCGACCCCACAACCGCCUCUAGGAAGAACCCCGCUCACGAUGGUAUCGCGGGCGGCGCAAGUGGCAAAGCAGGUGGCUUACUCGCGCUGUGGGCUUUUCCGUCGGAAAUAGUACCGCUAAGUUUUAGAUUGCACAGCGAGCUUGCAAAGGAACAUGGUGGGGAUAAGAGAUGGGGAUACAGACGGUGUUAUGCUAGCCAGAUCGAUUGCCGCGCGCGUCUACCGCCUGGGUUUGACAGCGGCGUGGCGGGCGAAACAGAACUCGCUAGCGGCGAAGCGGAGCAGCGCUCAAAGGGCCUUCAUAAGGACCAUAAGACAGAUAUAAAAACCCUCCAGAAGCUUGGCGCCCCGGAAGACCUAGAUUGGCUGGAUACGGAGGAGGCCCUAGCUGCCUACGAGGUAAUGUCCACCCCGGACAAGACAGCCCAGGUUCAUCCUGAAUUAUUCACGCGAAGUAUGGCCCAACUAGCCGAGGAACAAGGAGCGAAGAUCGUGACAGGUGCGAGAGUCACGACCAUCAAUAAGACUGCGGACGGCAAAAGCGUAGAGAGUGUAACGUAUAUUAAAGAUGGCAAAGAGGAAGUCCUACCGGCAACAGACUGCGUAGUAGCCGCAGGCCCGUGGACCCGUCGUCUCUUACCUAACGUCCCUGUCACCGCGGCUCGCGCGCACAGCGUCGUCAUCAAGACGCCGAGGCCCAUAUCCGCAUACGCGCUCUUCACUUCAAUAUUGCUUCCUACCGGCUUCCCCACCCCAACACCACAGGACGCUAGGCGAAAAUCUACUACCACGCGACCCCUAAUAGGACAACAGAUUGUAGAGCCCGAAAUCUACGCACGGCCGGAUGGUACCGCGUAUGCUUGCGGACCCACAGAUAACGCUGUCGAGUUACCUCUGACAAGCGCCGACGUCGAAGUCGACACGGCGCGGUGUGACGAUAUUAUAUACCAGGUCGGCGGAAUAAGCGAUGAGCUGGGGAAAGACGGACAGGUUCUUGCCAAACAGGCGUGCUAUCUGCCCCAAGGAGGUCCUUGGAUAGGCAAGGUGGACAACACGGAAGGGCUGGUCGUCGCGGCGGGACAUACUUGUUGGGGUAUCCAGAACGCUCCUGCAACAGGGAAGUUAGUGAGCGAGAUCAUUUUGGAGGGUAAGGCGAAGAGCGCAAAACUGGGGAGCUGCGAUCCGGCGCGGAUGGCUGCGCUAUGGAGGUAGUUGAGCGUAGAGGCUGAAUAUAAUGAUAGAUUUUGAAAUAAUGGGAUAUCGGAUCACCGUCUUUUUCCCUUUACUAUAAAUAAUUCCCCUAGCUACACAAUAAGACAGCGAAUCCGAUGCAGGCCCUAGUCUCAAUUAUCUAAUGGUCAGUAAUUAAUUUUAAC
Annulohypoxylon truncatum is the source of this 1749-nucleotide messenger RNA. RefSeq names its product FAD dependent oxidoreductase. The record is from RefSeq and is a predicted model, not a curated record. Gene Ontology annotation, biological process: retrograde transport, endosome to Golgi. Gene Ontology annotation, molecular function: oxidoreductase activity. Bases 140 to 1585 code for a protein of 481 amino acids. Gene Ontology annotation, cellular component: late endosome; cytoplasm. NCBI's taxonomy places the organism in Eukaryota, Fungi, Ascomycota, Sordariomycetes, Xylariales, Hypoxylaceae. The transcript has a single exon.